AUGGAUACGACAUCAGCCCUCUUUCGAGACGUGGCAGCUAUUCUCGACAUUGACUCUAGCCUCAACUUGCUCCAUGACCACACCACUUUCACUCAAUUCGCGCAAGGAUUGGAGGGGCUCCGAAGCGUCGCCUUCAACCCUGACCUCUCCGAACAAGUGCAGCUCUACGCCAACAAACAGCUCAUGCAUGCCGGGGAGAGGGGCAUUUCAUGGUUCGCCAAAGUACCAGUCAACGAUUGUUCAUCCGAGGAAUUCGUUGACCAGGUCAUCGUUCCACAGCACUUGCCCGACCUAACCGAUCUUGUUGAUCUCCUGCAAGAGACAAAUGCUAUGAGCGCUGCCUACUUCGUGGAGCGGCAGCUGAACGUGUUGGACGGGAGGGAUCUUGGAAAGGCUGGUAGUGGUGAUAUUGGUGGGGAGAGUGGUCCCUCGGUUGUGGACGUGGUCACAGAGGAGGAGAAGAUGAAGAAGGGCCUCGCCAUUGGUGGCAAGACGAAGCGAGUGCUCAGUGUCCGACAAGGCCUGUGGCUUCUGGCUGUUCUUGCGCUGGCCUACUUCUGCGUGCAUUUACUGCGGCGUCGUUGA
This is a messenger RNA of Cyphellophora attinorum, 585 nucleotides long. RefSeq lists its product as uncharacterized. The record is from RefSeq and is a predicted model, not a curated record. The transcript is spliced from 2 exons. Lineage: Eukaryota; Fungi; Ascomycota; Eurotiomycetes; Chaetothyriales; Cyphellophoraceae. The coding region runs from base 1 to 585 and encodes 194 amino acids.